AAUAUGCUAAAUAAUCAUUGUACGCGCGCAUUCAGUGACAGCCAAGAACAGAUCAGUAGGUACUAUACGAUUUGAUGUCAAGAACAUAAAACACUUGUCUAUCGCGCUGUACAGAAAUGGAUGAUCAACUAGGGCCGGUCAAUCUUGAAGUACAGUACGACUAUCUGUUCAAAAUCCUGUUAAUAGGGGAUUCGGGCGUCGGGAAAUCAUGUCUACUGCUUCGAUUCGUCGACGACUCACAUCGAGAAAGCUACUUGAGUACCAUCGGAGUAGAUUUCAAAAURAAGACAAUACGACUUGAUGGYAAAGUUAUAAAAUUACAGAUAUGGGAUACCGCUGGUCAAGAAAGGUUCAGGACAAUAACGUCGUCAUAUUAUCGRGGUGCUCAUGGUGUAAUGAUUGUUUACGACAUCACAAAACGAGAAACUUACAACAAUCUYCACAAAUGGCUCAUAGAGGUUGAGACUUAUGCUGCCGAAGGAGUACUAACUAUGCUUGUGGGCAAUAAAAUAGACUUAGACAGUGACCGAGAGGUGUCUGAAGAAACUGGUAGAGAAUGGGCUAUGUCACAUGACAUGCCGUUCAUUGAAACUAGUGCACGAGGCUCUAAAAAUGUUAAGGAUGCUUUUUUUCUGCUAGCAAGYCUUUUGAACACUCAUAUCACUGAAAACCUUAAAGCUAAAAAGGGMAUUAUUAUAGGUGAAAAUGGAAAUGUCAGCGGACAUGAUGUUGACGGCAGUCCUCCAAAAUGUGCUUGUAACUGAAUAAUAUUAUAAUAAAGGUAGUCUAGGAGGAGGGGUUUCGAGGGGGGAAGCAUUGAUUGUUUAAAAGCUUACCAAACUCUCCUUUAUCAUGGGUUUGGUUAUUUUUUUGAGAAAAUGAGAGAUUGUUAAUGGUAAAUUUCUMCUCACAAUUUGAGUUUUACUAGUGAAAUAUUUGUGUAAGUAGGAUUUUUUUAAGUUAAGUGUUUUGAUUAAUCAACUUUACUGGACUUUGCUCAUCUCCUGACUUUAUUUUUAUGCUGAAAUUUCCUAGGAAUGUACCGAACAAUAUUAUAAUACUGGGUGGAAUUUUACCUUUAAUGUUACCAAUGAAGUAGUCAUUUUAUACAAAAUAUGUUGGUCUUUGGACAAGAUGAAGCAAUCUGCAUGAAAAGAUCACUGGCUAUUAGAAAAUAUAAUGUUGAAACAGACUGGAGGUAAAUUACAAUAAUGUAUUAUCUGGUUAUAUGAAUUAGCUUAAGAAAAUCUUAGUUUUAAAAAUGAGUGUAUUAUAUUUUUAUAUACUGUUGAUUAAAGGAGUAAAAAGUUAUUCAGCUGGACUAGAUAAUUUAAGUUAUUAGUUUAAUAAAUAUAAUAAAAUAAACUGAAAAUAUUGUGGGUUGAUGAAAAUAAUCAAGAAAGUUCAAAGUAAAAU
This is a messenger RNA of Exaiptasia diaphana, 1416 nucleotides long. Its product is annotated as ras-related protein Rab-1B. The transcript is spliced from 2 exons. NCBI's taxonomy places the organism in Eukaryota, Metazoa, Cnidaria, Anthozoa, Actiniaria, Aiptasiidae. The record is from RefSeq and is a predicted model, not a curated record. Gene Ontology annotation, molecular function: GTPase activity; GTP binding. Bases 117 to 764 code for a protein of 215 amino acids.